Lasiosphaeria miniovina is the source of this 1548-nucleotide messenger RNA. RefSeq lists its product as uncharacterized. Gene Ontology annotation, cellular component: endoplasmic reticulum. The record is from RefSeq and is a predicted model, not a curated record. The coding region runs from base 1 to 1548 and encodes 515 amino acids. NCBI's taxonomy places the organism in Eukaryota, Fungi, Ascomycota, Sordariomycetes, Sordariales, Lasiosphaeriaceae. Gene Ontology annotation, molecular function: ubiquitin binding. The transcript has 2 exons.
AUGGCGGAGACAGACGAGUUUGAUCUGAGCCAGCUAUCGGCAAGCCAGCAGGAGGCUCUGCAGCAGUACACGGAUGUCACAGGCCAGGAGAUAAAGGAUGCGGUCCCUCUACUUGAGCGGUCGCAAUGGAACAUCCAAAUAGCGAUUGCCAAAUUCUUCGAUGGCGAGGGGCCUGAUCUGGUAGCCGAAGCCCAGGCUGCCCAAAACGACAUCCCGCGCACCGAGGCGCGACACGAGAGUUUGCAGGAGAGUUUAUACGCAACCGUCGUCCAGUCGCCGCGGGUUCCACGGCUACAUACAACGGACCCGGCUCCUCGGGUUGUGCCUCAGGGUGCUAUCGUUUACCGGCCUCCAUUCCUCCUUGCCGCCAUCUUCGCGCCGUUUCGGUUGGGAUACCACCUUCUUACCGGCCUCGCCCGCCUCGUUCUGUACAUAAGCUCUUUCCUGCCUCAAUCCAUCCGGCCGCGCACAGUGACAACGUCGAUGCGCAAGGGUUGGCGGGGCACAAAUACACGGAGGGUUGUGCUCCCAAAGGAAACGGCGGAGCGGUUCCGGCGCGAGUUUGAAGAAGAGUAUGGGGCACACGGUCUCACCUUCUUUGACGGCGGGCAUGCCCAAGCACUGGACGCCGCCAAGAGAGACCUCAAAUUUCUCUUGAUUGUGCUGGUGUCCCCCGAACACGACGACACGGAUUCGUUUGUCCGGGACACGCUCUUGUCGCCCGACGUCGUUGCCUUCAUUAACGAUCCGGCCAAUAAUAUUAACAUAUGGGGAGGGAAUGUACUCGAUUCGGAGGCCUACCAGGUGGCCAACGAGUAUCAUUGCACCAAGUACCCCUUUUCCUGCCUGGCCUGCCUCACACCAAAGGAGGGAAGCACGCGCAUGGGGAUCAUUAAACGUCUAGCAGGGCCUAUGCCUCCGGGGGCUUAUCUUGACGGACUGCGGAUCUCCAUAGCCAAAUACUCCCCUGACUUGAAUGGCGUGCGUGCGGAGCGCGCUGCCCAGGCCGUCGCCCGAAACCUGCGCUCGGAGCAGGACUCGGCAUACGAGAGGUCGUUGGCGCUUGACCGGGAACGAGCACGCCAGAAACGGGAAGCUGCUGCCGCCGCCGCCGCCGCGGAGAAGCAGGCUUUGGAGGAAGCCGAGGCAGCGGUGCGGUUGGAAGAGGCGCGGCAGGUGUGGCGAAAAUGGCGGGCAAGGAAAAUCCCAGCGGAACCGGACGCCGGGGCCAAGGACUCCGUCCGUCUGGCGCUUAACAUGCCAGCAUCAUCAGGUGCAGGACGGGUGAUCCGAAAGUUUGCCGGUGAGACGACGCUGGAAGAUCUCUACGCGUUUGUGGAGUGCUAUGACCUUCUGCAGGAGCCGUCCGAGACAGCGGAGACAGCGAAACCGGAGGAUUACGACCACAAGUACAGGUUCCGGAUCGCAUCCGUUAUGCCACGAGAAACGUUCAGCCCGACCAAUGAGACGACGGUUGUGGAGAAGAUGGGCAGGGGAGGAAGCCUCGUAGUGGAGGAUAUUCCCUACGACGAGGAGGACAAUGAAUAG